AUUAAAUACACCUUGUCUUUUUGUACAUUUUUAUUUUUUUAUUUUUUUAUUUUUUUUAUAGUUUAUUAUGAUCUAUGUGGAAGACCUUAAAUCAUAUAUAUGUUUCGUUUUAGACCAUUUUUUUUUCUAAGAUUUUCGGCGUGAGUAGGCUUAGAUAUGGAAUUUCGGAACGAUCCCUUGUUUUGGAUGGGUUUUCCUCGUAUUGCGGUCUAGCAAUAGGAGCUGAAAGAUCACUGUUUGACACGGAGUUUUCUUUGUGAUUUUGGGAAAUAUAGUUGCUGAAACACUGAUUUCCAGAUGGGUCAUGCUUAGAUUUUGAUAUUAAUCACAUCUAGGAGUAUUGGAGUUGCAGAGCUAUUGUGGGAUAUUUGAGAAACUGGAAUUGGAAAUGGAGGAUCAGGCAGUUCUUGGUGGUAUAUCUCCUGUGAAUAUAUUCAGGGAAGAAGAUGAGGAAGAUUUUCGGAGUUGUUGCGAGGAUGAGGAAGUGUGGAAGGAGACUGAAGAAUCCGUGAAGGAAGAGUCAAAAGACGAUCUCGAUGAAUUUUCAGUGAAGAUGUUCUUCAAGGGCAUCUCUAUUGCUGACGUUGGGGACUCUGGUUCUGGGAUGUCUGGAAUUGGAGUUGUCAUGGAAAGAUCAGCUAAUGUUCCUGUUAUUCAGGUGCAGAAAAAGCUUGAUUUUUACGUUGAGGAAUCUGUGGCUGAUUACUUAGCUCUAAUGGAUGGUCUGUUGGAGGCUGCGCAAAAUAACAUCCGUCGUGUAUAUGCUUUCACUGAUUCUGAGUUGUUGUAUGAUCAGAUGACACACGAGGAAAGGCUCAAGAUUCCAAUUCAGAUAGCACUUAGGGAAAGGAUUCUAGAACAUGCCAGUACUCUUGAAGCUUUUGUUUUGAAACUUGUUCCCAGUUUUGAUCUUGAGCGGCCUUUGCAAUUAGCCCAAGUGGCAAUGGGUGUUGUCUCUUGUCCCUUCCAGGGUGAUAAAUCACUUGAAAACUGUUCUAUCUGUUGUGAAGACAAGCUCUCACUGAUGAUGGUUACAAUGAAAUGUUCUCACAAGUUCUGCUCAAAUUGUAUGAGAACGUAUGUUGAUGGAAAAGUGCAGUCCUGUCAAGUCCCAAUAAGGUGCCCUCAGUUGAGAUGCAAAUAUUACAUCUCCACCACUGAGUGCAGAUCUUUUCUUCCACUCGCCUCCUAUGAAUCUUUAGAGAGAGCACUUGCAGAAGCAAAUGUUCUCCACUCAGAUAGAAUCUACUGUCCAUAUCCAAAUUGUUCUGUCCUGCUUGAUCCUCAUGAAUGUUUGUCAGCUAGAGCAAGUUCAUCAAGUCAAUCUGAUAAUAGCUGUGUUGAGUGCCCAGUUUGCCAGAGGUUUAUCUGUGUGGAGUGUGGUGUUCCUUGGCAUUCUUCAAUAAGUUGUGAAGAGUACCAGAACCUCCCAUUGGAGGAGAGAGAUGCAGCAGACAUUACCUUGCAUCAGUUGGCACAAAAUAAACGGUGGAGACGUUGUCAGCAGUGCCGUAGGAUGAUCGAGCUUACUCAAGGUUGCUACCACAUGACCUGCUGGUGUGGGCAUGAGUUUUGUUAUUCAUGUGGUGCGGAAUAUAGGGAUGGGCAACAGAGCUGUCAGUGUGCCUUUUGGGAUGAAGAAAACUCUGAAGAUUUCACUCACUCAAUGCAAGAAUCAGAACAAUGGGCAUGGGAGACUUUUAAUUCCAUCCCUAUGAUUAUGGAUGCAUACUCAGACCAAGAAAGAUCACAGCUGGCACUGAUCCAAAGGUUCCUUGCUGGAGGUUUUGGUCUGAGUGACCAUCAGCCUUACCAAUCCCCACCCCGCUGUACAGACUCCUAUGUAGAUGCCAUGAAGGAUCUCCACCAGCUCCCAUGGCUCGAGAGAUUUGUUUCUGUGAUAAGUGACAACUACUAUGAAGAAUAUACCCAAUGAAGCAAUUGUAUGAUUCCUCCUGAAAUCAGGAAAUAAGCUGCUUAGCUUCCCAACAAUGAAUGCUGCAAGGGGUGAAAAUUGGAAAGAGUUUCUUGCUCUCUUCACUCCAUGUUCAUUUACACCCACAUGCAGAAAUUAGCUCUUUUGUAUGUAGUUUUCUUAGCCAUUACAUGCUGGAGAAUUGUGAUCCUGAUGGCCCUUGCAUAAGGAUUGAGGGGAAGAAUUUAUGCUUUAUCAAUUGCUUUCUUCUCGAAAGGAAACAAAAUAGAAUAGAAAACAUUUCUUAUAUCAGUGAAUUGAAGGGACAUUUACCAUGGCACUCAACUAUAGCCAAUAAAACAUAUCUUUCCGUUUUAAA
Messenger RNA from Corylus avellana, 2294 nucleotides. RefSeq names its product RING/U-box superfamily protein. Gene Ontology annotation, biological process: protein ubiquitination. NCBI's taxonomy places the organism in Eukaryota, Viridiplantae, Streptophyta, Magnoliopsida, Fagales, Betulaceae. The record is from RefSeq and is a predicted model, not a curated record. Gene Ontology annotation, molecular function: zinc ion binding; ubiquitin-protein transferase activity; nucleic acid binding.